Gryllus bimaculatus (two-spotted cricket) is the source of this 900-nucleotide messenger RNA. Lineage: Eukaryota; Metazoa; Arthropoda; Insecta; Orthoptera; Gryllidae. The record is from the annotation of a GenBank genome assembly.
AUGGUGACGGAGCGUGACGGCGUGGGCGCGGCGUCCGCGCCCGCCGGCGGCGGCUGCGUGCCCCCCGGCCCGGACUCCGCGCUGCCGCCCCCGCGCCGCUCCGGAGAGAACCGACGGAGCAACAAGCCCAUCAUGGAGAAGCGACGGCGAGCCCGCAUCAACAACUGCCUAAACGAGCUCAAGUCGCUCAUCCUGGACGCCAUGAAGAAAGACCCGGCUCGCCAUUCCAAGCUGGAGAAAGCUGACAUUCUGGAGAUGACCGUGAAGCACUUGGAGACGCUGCAGCGCCAGCAGGCCGCCAUGUCCGCGGCCACCGACCCUGCCGUCGUCAACAAGUUCCGCGCGGGCUUCAGCGAGUGCGCGGGCGAAGUCGGCCGCUUUCCGGGGCUGGAGUCCGCGGUGCGGCGCCGCCUGCUGCAGCACCUCGCCAACUGCUUGAACGGCAGCACGGCGUCCGCCCCCGAAGCCGCCGCCGCCGCCCCCGCCUCCACCACCCGCGUCCGGCCCGCCGCCGGCGGCACGCCCCGGCGCCCGCCGGCGUCGCCGCCACCUGCCGUCCAGUAUCGAACUUUCCUUUUGAAAUGUACCGGAAUUUGUCGUGGUGGAGGAGGGUGCAGCGAGCAGAAAUUUAUAAUUUUGUUAUUAUAUGAAAUACAUUUAAAAGACUACUGUAGAUAUGUGCUGACAUCUGUCAUGACAAAUGUAAAUAUAAACCAAUUAAAAUCUUUAAAAAUGACUCGCCAUCACCGUGGGCUUUUGCAUUUCAACAUUCUCAUUUUUUUCAUAAAUAUGAGAAAAAACAUAAUCAUGAAUUCUCCAAAGAAUGAAGAUGUUUUUGAAAAAGCCCAGAUCGUUCGCUAUCUGUAUUCCUAUUUCAAUUAUGAUACUAAUAUUGAUCAA